AUCCUGUUACAUACAAAUAUUCACAAGUCGUAAAAUAGUCGAUACGGAUGUAAAUUGUAUUAGACUCUGACUUUUUUUGUUUUGGUUUUUAUCUGUAUGCACCUUGCUAAACAAAACACAGUUGAUAACUUCUUGAUUCAUCGCGCAGCGAAGGUAUCACAAAUUAGGCCUCUGUUAAAAUGGUGCUCGUGCAUGCCGUCGUAAUUGUCACAGUAAUGAGCUUAGCCAAAUCUCAGAUCUGCACAAACACAUCGUGGGCAAUAAGCUUUGAUCACCGUGGACAGUCCACUUGCCGCGAGCUUGACAAAUACAUCAACGGGUUCCUCAGAGGUAAUUUGAGGGGAAGAAAUGACCCUAUCACUAAUUUGGAACAAGUUCAGUGCUGCAGUGCUUCAGAGCCGUGGCCGAAGGUAGAGCGACAAGUCGUUUACGCCGACUGGACAUACCAGUUAGAUGACAAUUUCCGAUGGGCCUUUUGUCCUGUAGGAUACUUUCUUCACGGUCUGUACCGGUCUAGCGCUAGCAGUCCAGGGUACCUUAAUACUAUUGAAAGUGCCAGAUGCGCUAAGCCAGCUAGCCAUCCGAUAACUUAUGGAAGCUGUCAAAACGUAGACACAUCGAGCUGCAUGAGUAGACAAGGAACAUGCUCAUGUCCACGUGGUUUCUUUGUGACAGGCAUCUACCGCGCUGACGACGACGAUCUGUACAACUUAAAGAAAAUGAAAUGUUGCGAGCCAGUGGACAAACCUGAUGAGAUAAACUCUCUAAGUAAAAUACAAACACGAAUUAUGGACACGACUCUGUGGAACUUGGCCAACCUGGCAUAUUAUCUAGGUUACGAGUGGAGCUACGGGUGCAGGGCGCUGAACGUUGGUGAAGAUUUUUACAAAGAUGGUUUUACGUGGGUGGCUGAAACCAAAAUUUUUCAUCAUGGUUCCUGUAACGGAUAUAAUCGCUACAAUAGACUAAAAUUAGUAUUUGAUCAUUGGGGGCUAAGUGUAAAAGAAAUAAAAUAUGGACCAAAAGUCACAGAAAGCCUUCAACCAGAAAGUUUCGACUCUGGGAUUAUUCGUAAUACAGCUUCAUCGUCUAUUACUGAGUCCAUCGAAAGAACCCGUACCGUCCAAGACACAAUAACGCACAUUGCUACAACUUCUUUUACCACCAGUCAAGAAACAUCGUUCAAGAUUAGUUUUAAUGUCAACGCAGUCUUUGGAUCAGCCUCGUCUUCUACUACUUACACCACCAAAUAUGAGAACUCCUUUUCAACAACAAAUGAGAAGUCGAUUUCAAACACCAACUCUUUCAGCAAGCAGUCGUCAAUAACCCUUGGACCCAUGCAAGCUGCCAAAUACAACGUGGUGCUCAACAAGAUCAGAACAACGGUGCCCUACACAGCUGUGGUCAUCACCAAAUUUUCCACAGAAUUUAAAGGCUUCCUACGGUGGAGCGAUGGUGACGGAAACUUUCACAGCAAGUUUACGUACAGCCACGACAGACCGGCCUUCAAUUACCUCUUUGGCGCCGAAACAACCCCGUUCUACAGUGCUCUUAAAAGACAAAGCGAUAGUCGCUCUGAGCCUUGGUUGUGGAAUUUAAUGCUCCAAAAGUAUCCCGACGCGAGACGUAUCAUUAACAGACUUACGGAUGAAACUCAGUACGAAUUUGCUUUGAAUGGAAGAUUGGAAUUUGUUGAAGGAACAGAUGCCAGCGUUGUCUGGGAAAAAGUGAACAUAACCAAACGUGAUGUCCUGGUCAAUGAUGAUACAACCAAAAGUACACAUCCAUACGUUGCUAAAUCUGGUCCUCUCGAUAAGCCAGCAGAGGUUCAGUAUCCGGAAGUUCAAAUAAGUAAUAAAGAGCCUGUUGCUGUAAGCGUUAUACCUGUCAACUAGUCUCGUUUGUUCCAAUACACAGGCUUUAAAGUCAUAAAUGGACACAAAAGUUAGCAUGCUAGUGUAAUGAAAUAGAUUAUUAGUUUUAAUGUUAUCAUGAUAUUUUAUU
Messenger RNA from Biomphalaria glabrata, 2004 nucleotides. RefSeq lists its product as uncharacterized. The transcript is spliced from 2 exons. The coding region runs from base 180 to 1895 and encodes 571 amino acids. The record is from RefSeq and is a predicted model, not a curated record. Gene Ontology annotation, cellular component: extracellular region. Lineage: Eukaryota; Metazoa; Mollusca; Gastropoda; Planorbidae.